UAUCGUACGAAUGGUAGCCUGCUGUGUUUGACCAUGGCACUGAAUGAUGAACUAUGCUAUGGGAGCCUACUUCAAAUAAAGGCAUUGUUAUACUCGGAUUUCUGGUGUCUGAACAACAUGGUUAUAUAAUAGCAUUUUGCAUGAAAAGCAAAAACAAAACACUCAAUCUAUUGUAGUUACAUUUGCUACAGGUGCGUGGCUGUUCACAACACGUCGCAAGAGGGCUCUGUUUUAAACAACAGGUGAUGGCAACACCCCAAGAGAAAAAGGAACAGCAGCAGUCCUCCCCUCAGGUGAUGGCUCCUGAUGGGGGUUGGGGCUGGGUGGUGGUAGGGGCUCUUUUCGUGGCUUCUGCCCUGGUAUUUGGGCUCAUCCGCAGUCUGGGCAUCUUUUUCGUAGAGUUUGUGCAGUACUUUGGUGAAAGUGCCCAAGCUAUAUCCUGGAUUACAUCCAUUGGGGUAGCAGUACAACAGCUUUUUAGCCCAAUAGGCACAGCAGCAUGUAAUGUCUAUGGAGCUCGGCCAGUUGUUAUGCUUGGAGGAUUCCUCUCAGGUCUAGGGUUUAUUCUGGCUUCCCAGGCAACGACUCUUUCACAUCUUUACCUGACCAUGGGACUCAUCUCAGGUAUAGGAUGGGCUUUGGUCUUCACCCCUAUUAUUGCAUCAGUAAUGCAAUAUUUUACCACACAACGAACUCUAGCUAUGGGCCUGGGCUUCACUGGCAUCGGUCUUGCCUCUUUUGCCUUCUCCCCACUUUUUCAGUAUCUAGUAGAAGUUUAUGCUUGGCGUGGAGCCUUGCUCAUUCUUGGAGGCAUAAGCUUUAACAUGAUUGGCUGCGGUGCUCUCAUUCGACCUAUAGCGAAUACAAAAGCUGUGGUAAAGGCUAAAACUUCAUCCAACCAUAACAAAUGCUCCCGCAUAUAUGAGUGCUUUGAGAUCUCCCUGCUUUCACACCGUGGCUUCCUCACUUACACCCUAGCCAUCACCUUCUUCAAUGCGGGCUACUUUAUCCCAUAUGUUCAUCUGGUUGCCCACAGCCGUCACAUCGGCUUCAGUGAGUACCAGGCAGCGUUUGUGAUCUCUGUCACCGGUGUGGCAGACAUAGUGGGUCGUGUUGUAUCCGGCUGGGCCUCAGACCUCGGUAAAAUGCGAAUGCCUCACAUGCUGGUGGUGUGGACUGGGUUAUUGGGUAUAUUUCUGCUACUUAUUCCUUUUGGUGUGACUUACUCUGGACUGUUGGUAGUCAGUGUUGCUUAUGGGUUCUGUGCGGGAGCAAUGACUCCGCUAGCCUUUGCAGUGGUACCAGAGAUCGUAGGCAUGGAGCGGAUGCUCGGGGCCCUUGGCCUCCUGCAGCUUUUAGAAAGCAUCGGAGUGCUACUGGGAGCUCCAAUUUCUGGCUGGCUGAAGGACUAUACUGGGUCAUAUACAGCAUCUUUUGUAGUUGCGGGAAGUUUCCUUGUCUUAGGUACAUUGAUCACAUUGACUCUUCCGCAUUUUUGGUCUCGUACGAGCCCUUCAGCUCCAUCACCAAAGUCAUCUCAGGAUGCCUCCAUUGAAGAUGGACUAAUGAAGCAACCUCUGCCUUCUGUUCCUGAGAAACUGUAUCCCCUGGAUGAUAUACCUUACUCGGAUAAAGAGUGGUGUGAUAGCCGUCUGACGGAAGAAGAAAUGACAGGAAAUGCCAUAAUUCCAUGAAAUUAGCACCAUUUUCAAAAGUGUAAAACUGAUAUUUGACAUUACGUGAAAUAUGAAAAAAAAUGUAUACCACAUUUUUAUAAAGGCAAAAUAUGUAUGAUUGUUGAAUUAAAAUAUUCUUAAAGAACCAAAAUCACUAUACAACCAUCUAAAUUAAUACAUUUCUCUGUAGUGUGGUGUUUGCUCCACUCCCUAUAAAGUCUACUGAUCAUGCUUGUCUAAAGACAUCUAAUGAAAGCAGGUUUGAUGGGGAAGCAGUUAGACUCUUAAAGGGAUAGUUCACCCAGAAAUGAACUUUUUGUCAUAAUUUACUGAUUAAGUUUAAGUUGUUCUGUUGAACACAAAAGUAGAAUGUGGGUAACUCAAAAGUUCUGUGGCACCAUUGACUACCAUGGUAUUUCUUUCAUACCAUGGAAAUCUGUGGUGCCCCAGAUAUGUUUGGAAACAUUCUUCCAAAAAUCUUAGUUUGUGUUCAGCAGAACAAUAAAAGUUGCACAGGUUUGUAACAAUGUGAGGGUUAGUAAAUGAUGACAGGAUUUUUACAUGGAAGUGUAAACUGCGUUUUGGGGUAAAACAAAGAGAGACGGUAUAGUGUUUUCGAACAAUCCAACUCCCCUUUGUUUCUGCAUCUCUGCAACGCAACAUUCAAAAGCAUUCAUGCUGCUCAAAUGUUAUUGUAUUUCUAUGUAGACCUUAUCUGACCUCACCUCAGCUAAAUAAAAUGACGCAUUAUUUCCCAAAGACCAGAUGGCGCUACAUACCACACCCACCUUGUAAGUAAUGGCCAUGGUGGCUCGAGGGUGUUUACCGGCCAACGCAAACUUUCCCGGACAGUUCUGUUUAGUUUGCUGUGCCGAACUAGUGAAACAAAUUUUCGUUUGGAGCAGAUUUUGUGUGAAGUAGGUAAGAUUUGUGUUUAAUAUGGUUAAUAAAUGUUCUAUUUUUC
Molecule: messenger RNA, 2640 nt
Organism: Triplophysa dalaica
Lineage: Eukaryota; Metazoa; Chordata; Actinopteri; Cypriniformes; Nemacheilidae
Gene: slc16a13
Product: solute carrier family 16 member 13
Exons: 6
Coding region: 246-1694 (482 amino acids)
Biological process (GO): monocarboxylic acid transport; transmembrane transport
Molecular function (GO): monocarboxylic acid transmembrane transporter activity
Source: RefSeq, a predicted model, not a curated record